Messenger RNA from Malaya genurostris, 3360 nucleotides. RefSeq names its product ankyrin repeat domain-containing protein 29. NCBI's taxonomy places the organism in Eukaryota, Metazoa, Arthropoda, Insecta, Diptera, Culicidae. Gene Ontology annotation, cellular component: ciliary inversin compartment. Bases 909 to 1898 code for a protein of 329 amino acids. The record is from RefSeq and is a predicted model, not a curated record. Gene Ontology annotation, biological process: protein localization to ciliary inversin compartment. The transcript is spliced from 8 exons. Gene Ontology annotation, molecular function: protein binding.
UUUUGCCAUACCUUCAGGCGAUUCUUUGCUUACAUUUUGCCGAUCAGCUGCUCCUGGAUUACGACUAGCUUGCGUAGUUUCAUCGUACGGAGUGAAUGGAAUGUAAAUAAAUCCGUGUACGUAGAUCAAUAACAGUAGAAAUAAUCUGAAGCAAUUGUUCCUGUGGUUGGCAUUUACUGUCGUACAAACAACAGAAGUACGGAUUUGUCAUUGUGAAUUUGUCGCAAGAGCAAAGUACCUGUUGGUUGAUGAACUUCGACUGUACAUUGAUGUAAUCGAAUAUCGUUUUGUGUAGGAAAAUUCGGGUAAUAAAGUGUAUCAGGCGGAGGAGUAAUCGAGCACCUGUCGAUUCGCCGAUAAUAAUUGUGGAGCGGAAACAUCAAUUCCCGAGCAGCGAAGUGUGACAGCUAGCGGCAAAGUAGUAGCAAAGUGGUGGGAGAUCACGAAAGCAACAGUACGGCGAAAAAUAUCAAUCUUCGAUAAUUAAAAGUAAGCAGCACGAAGCGAAGUAGCAAAAAUCGAAAUUGAAUUGAAGAUUGUGUGAGCAGAAUUUAAAGCAGUUUUUCUAUGAAUCGCCUAAGUGAAGUGAAGUGAUACACCAUCGCAGUUGAAUGGUAAAAGCAAUAUAAUUAAUUAAACUUCAGUACGAAGAGCUGCUCCAUCCUUAUUCCGUCGUUUGUUGUCCCCCUACGAAGAAAAGUAGGGUCGUAUGCGGAGCUAGCGAGUGUUGUGAUAUUUCAUCCUGUGCGCUUUAUUAUAGUGAUUGGAUUUCGUGUUUUUUGCUAUUUGUUGUACGGAGUGCGUUGAGUGACAAUUUAAAAGAAAAAAAAUAAGUUCCGGUACUUCGGUGGAUGCACAGCAGUAAACGCGGUGUUGUCCAUAGCGUCAUAUCGGUUCAGUGAGUUGGAAUGUCAUUGAAGAAAGAAACCUUAUCAGAUGUACAGCUGCACUUGGCUGCAUUACGCGGAGACGAAAUGCUUUUGAAACGUGUUCUGGACAGCGGCAAGGUGCACGUCGAUUGUCGUGAUGAGGACUACACUACGCCACUAAUUUUGGCUGCUGCAGGAGGACAUACUGCCUGUGUUAUCGAGCUGUUGGAACAGGGCGCAGACCCGAACGCGAGACGAGUGACCGGCACAACGGCACUGUUUUUUGCCGCCCAGGGUGGCUACGUGGACGUCGCUAGGAUACUGCUGAAAUCUGGUGCCCCGGUGGACUGCUCCUCGGUGGAUGGCGGUACACCACUGUUCGUCGCCUGUCAGGGCGGACACGAGAACAUGGUUAGCGAGUUGCUCAGCUACGGGGCCAACGUUCAUGCCUGUAUGAAGGAUCGUGCGACCCCACUUUUCAUAGCGGCCCAAAAUGGACACAAUUCGGUUCUGAAGCUUAUGCUGGCGGCGGGAGCCCACCCGGACACCCCCCGGAACGAUGGUGCCACCCCACUUUGGAUCGCUUCCCAGAUGGGUCAUGAUCACAUCGUGAAGAUGCUUUUGCUACAUGGAGCCUACGUAGAUUCGGUUCGAUGUGACGGCGCAACGGCUUUGUUCAAGGCCGCCCACAAGGGUCACAGCUCGGUGGUCCACGAGCUGCUCAAAUAUCGUCCGAAUCUGGGACUGAUUCCGAAUGGGGAAUCGGCGCUGCAUGCGGCUGCCCUGUUCGGUCAUCUUCCGGUCGUAAAGCAGCUGAUUGGUGCCGGCGCAGAUCUUUCGCUGAAGAAUCAGGAAGGCUUAACGCCACUGCAAAUCUCUCGGCAGCAGAAGUAUCAUGCCGUGUACCAGUACCUGAAGGACCGGGAACACUAUCUGCGCCAUCAGAGUGCCUCGGUGGGCAGUGGCAAGAGCCUGGUUACGGUCAAUGCUCCGGGUUCGAUCGGCACUACGGUAGCCAUCGGCAGCUAGGCGAAGGACUCGGUUGCCGACAGGGGCAACCAUCCGAGUUGAGAGAGCUCGCCUGCUUCCUUUCGCCUGCUAUGUUUACGAUUGUUAUUCAUCGCCGUUGCCAUUCAGUCCGGACCGAGAUAUAUGUGCAUGUUUCAUCAGCCAAUCGUCAGUCAGCGGUUGGAAUGAAUUCGUUAGGUUGUUUAUAGCCCAGCCAGUUGUUCCAGUUCGGAUAGUUUGUCUUUCUCCCUACGGAUUCGAACCUUUUUUCGCGCGCGCAUUGCUAUCCCAUCGCAGUAGGCUGCCAUGCAUAAUGGUAUGCGCGGUGCAGCAGAUAGAAAUUAGAUUAACAAAUUAGUGGCAGUAAACGUUGGAAUUCCGCUCACGUUGCAGUAGGCUGCGAUCGGAUGAAGUUGUUUUCGGCUCGACUCGGGGGGCGAUAAGACGGAUGAGUUUUCGGGACUAGUAAAUGGGCGAAUCGAACGAGAAAGUAGAUAGUUAUCUUAAUCAAAUGUCAAAACAUUUAAUUAUUGAUUUGGUUGAUGUGGACGGCGAGCUUAAACAUGGCUGCUGUAAAACGAAAUACAUAUGCACGAGUUACAGUUUGGUAUGCACCUGGUUGGGCUCCUGGCGUUGGUUGGGAAGCUCCUGGCGUCGCGUUGUUCCACUGUUCUGUCUAGCUGCUGUUAUGUUUUCCAUACUUAAUGACUCUUCUAGUCCCCAGAACCGGUACCAUUUGCAAAACUGGAACGAGUUGAUAGGUCAGCUAGAACUAGGUUUGAUGCUCUGUCAAUUGGAAUGUUAUAAAGUUAAUUGAGCAGUUAAUUACAACAUCGAUUCUAAUCUCGGUUGAUGAAUUUCAAUGAAUUUAUAUUGCUUUAUACUUCGAAUGCCACCUGCCAGUGUUGUAUACCGAUCUGUUCUCGAGAACCUUUAAAGCAGCAGCAAUCGUAUAAAAUUAUACAAACUAAUGUUGAAUAUGUACAUUGGUAAUAUUAAAUAUUGUUAAAUAUCGAAAGCGGAGUUCUUUCAUAAACCAAUUCGACAUCAUUAAAUUUUGCGUACAAAAACUAAAAGCACUAUUUGACAAAUGUUUCCAUUGAAAAACCUAAUCGAGUAUAAUUAUAUUAGAAAUCGUUUAACUCCAACACCAAUUACUGCUGGCAUAAAUUUGUCAUUUAACGUUAAAAAGCAGCGUUACUACAUUCAUAGAGAUAGUGUAAAUGAUAUUUCACUGUUAUUCAGUUAUUCACUCAAACAUACCUAGCAUCAGAUAAACAACAAAGUUAAGGGGUAACCACUAAAUAGACUAAAUAUAUUAGAUAAAUAGAACUAAAGCUCAUUGUUACUGAAUUUUCACGCAAUAAAGUGCUCACGCCAAUCUAACAGAUAAUAGUCGAAGCAAUACACAUUCCUGCUAUACAAUAAAAAAAAAAUACAAAAUACUCUAUCGAUGCAAUAAAAGUAAAGUUAGACCAAUGAA